AUGGUACCGUGGAACAGAAUUUUGACAAGCAUAAAGUGGAAGGACAAAACUCUGCACCUGGCAACCAAAAAUGAGAUACAUAAGAUCAUGAUUAAGAGCCCAAAAGAAGUGGAUUUUCCGUUAAAACAGGAGGGUGGUCAUUCUCAAUCAAUUAGUGAUCCUGAAAAAGCAAAGGCUUCAUCAAGCUCAGCAGCACAAUGGCCAAGAUUGAAGGAUCCAAGGAUUGUUCGAGUAUCUAGAGCCUUUGGAGGAAAAGACAGGCAUAGCAAGGUUUGCACAAUAAGAGGGUUAAGAGACAGACGGGUGAGAUUAUCAGUACCAACUGCUAUCCAACUCUAUGAUCUUCAAGAUAGGCUAGGGCUCAGUCAACCAAGCAAGGUUGUUGAUUGGUUGCUCAAUGCAGCGAAGCAUGAAAUUGAUGAACUUCCACCACUGCCAAUUAUUCCUUCAGUGAAUAACUUCAACCUUGGUUAUCCCUCUGCUGUUACUUCUAAUGAAGCUACAACCUCUCACUCCCAGCCUCAUGAACAACUUCUGAAUACCAAUAGCAGCAUUCAGUGGCAAGGUUCAAACCAAAAUUCUGCAUGGAAAUUGAAGCCUAAAGAAGUUUCAGGAGAAAUUAUUAGCAUUGACAAAGCAAACUGGAUAAAUAGAAGUGAAGAUGAUAAGCAAGGAAGCAAUAAUGAAGGUCCUAGCACACAUGUUAUACCAAAUAAUCUCUUUCCAAGGGCAAACAAUCCUUCAUUCUUGGGCCUGCUAAAUACUAUGCCACAUGCUUACCAAUGGGAACCUUCAGCUGGUGAUGUUUCUCAUCAGUUGGCAAACAAUGGAUUUUCAAACCAAACAGACAUACAUAGCAUUAACGUUGUACCUUUCCCAACAUCAACGUUGUCUUUAUCUACCGGGAAUUCUCAAAUUAUGCUAUGUCCUCCAGGAGCAGCACAGCCAUAUUUUCCUUCACAUUUUACAGCAAUGGACUAUCAGAUGUUAAGUUCAGGUUCUCAAAACCCAUUCGCAAAUUCUCUCAAUCAUUCUUUCAGUUUGGCUAUGAUGUCUCAUAAACCUCUCCAUUCACCCAAGAGCAGCAAAAGCCCAUCCCACAAAGAGCAAGAUUUCCCUUCCAAGUGA
Molecule: messenger RNA, 1128 nt
Organism: Sphenostylis stenocarpa
Lineage: Eukaryota; Viridiplantae; Streptophyta; Magnoliopsida; Fabales; Fabaceae
Source: the annotation of a GenBank genome assembly